Messenger RNA from Doryrhamphus excisus (bluestripe pipefish), 5857 nucleotides. Lineage: Eukaryota; Metazoa; Chordata; Actinopteri; Syngnathiformes; Syngnathidae. The record is from RefSeq and is a predicted model, not a curated record.
ACCGGCGGUGUGUGCGUGUGUGAGUGCGUGCGUGUGUGAGUGUGUGUGCCCAAGUUCUGCGCGUAAUUACGCUCAACGCAUGCAUGCAUUUUUGGGUGCCUUGGAUGGCCCGUCACUUUUCUCCGCAAAGUGGACUUCAAGAGGAGGCGUAAAGUUCGGACUUGUUUCAAGCAUCAUUGCGCGUCUUGGUGGCGCACCAAGGAGGAAGAAAGAAGACGACAGGGGCAGGGGGGUGGAGGGACCUGCGCGCCGAACCGCUGGAUGCGAUGGAUUAGCAGCCCCGUUUCUAUUCACCCAGCCCGCCGCUUCAUUUGGACUUCCCAGCCCUGACAGCGACUCUCCAUCACGGGAUUAUUUGUGCCCCCUGAAGCCGAGAUGACAGAGGAGUGUGUGUUGCGGUGUGUGCUGAUGCUCUGCUGCGCGCUCCUCUCCGCCAACGCCAGCAACUGGCUGUACCUGGCCAAGCUAUCAUCGGUAGGAAGCAUCCGGGACGAAGAAACGUGCGAGAGGUUACGAGGCCUCAUCCAAAGACAGGUUCAAAUCUGUAAGCGCAGUGUGGAGGUGAUGGACGCGGUGCGCCGGGGCGCUCAGCUGGCGAUCGACGAGUGCCAGUUCCAGUUCCGCAACCGACGCUGGAACUGCUCCACCCUGGAGAGCAUGCCCGUGUUCGGCAAAGUGGUCACCCAGGGUGCGUUUGUGCAGGCGCCACGCUCUUAUCUCAUGUCGCGAGCACGACGCAUGUUACUUUUAACGCCUCUUCAACGCCGGUUGCCUGUGUGUGUGUGUGUGUGUGUCUUAGGCACCCGUGAGGCUGCCUUUGUGUACGCCAUCUCAGCAGCCAGUGUGGCAUUCGCGGUCACGCGGGCCUGCAGCAGCGGAGAGCUGGAAAAAUGCGGCUGCGACCACAAUGUGCAUGGAGUCAGUCCAGAGGGAUUCCAGUGGUCAGGCUGCAGUGACAACAUUGCUUACGGAGUGGCUUUUUCUCAGUCCUUUGUGGACGUGAGGGAGAGGAGUAAAGGCCAGUCGUCCAGUCGGGCCCUCAUGAACCUCCACAACAAUGAGGCCGGAAGGAAGGCCAUCCUGGCUCACAUGCGUGUGGAGUGUAAAUGUCACGGCGUGUCGGGUUCCUGUGAGGUGAAGACCUGCUGGAAAGCUAUGCCGCCCUUCCGCAAGGUGGGCAACAUCAUCAAGGAGAAGUUCGAUGGCGCCACCGAAGUGGAGCAGCGCAAAAUGGGUUCCGCAAAAGUCCUGGUGCCUCGAAACUCCCAGUUCAAACCUCACACUGAUGAGGAUCUGGUCUACUUGGAGCCCAGUCCGGACUUCUGCGACUACGACCCACGUACGCCGGGCAUGCUGGGCACAGUGGGGCGCCAGUGUAACAGAACGUCAAAAGCGAUCGACGGCUGCGAGCUGAUGUGCUGCGGCCGCGGGUUCCAGACACAGGAAGUGGAGGUGGUGGACAGGUGCAGCUGUAAGUUCCACUGGUGCUGUUACGUCAAAUGCAAACAGUGCCGCAAAAUGGUGGAGAUGCACACGUGCCGGUGAUGAACUGAGCCGGAGCAGAGGGCAAUGCAGAUGAACACAAUGCCUCACAGUCCUGAUCGAAACCGGAGAAAGCGCCUCGGACGCCGCCUCGGCUGGAUACCACCAAGAGACCGAGUAGCCGAGAGGUCCACGGAGGUCCAAGUCCUCAUACUGUUGUGGUCUCAAUUAGAAUGCAUCGUUCACAUCCCUUCUCCGCUCCUUUUUAGAAUGUUUAACUUAUUUGCUGAGACUGAGGAGCUUAUCUGGGAUUGACUGAGGAGACGUGGAAAUAAGGAGGGAUAAACGUUCUGAGAUUUGGGUCUAAAGGAGGGCUGUGGGCCCUCUGUCCUCGUUGCUGCUGCUGCUACUGCUGCUGCUGCUUUGGAGAUUCAAUGCCGCACUUCAAGGAAGCGUCCGUGAAGGACCAACGGCAAAGACUGAGUCAGCAGUCACACGUGGACCUUCUGUGUGCUUUCUGUGUUUAUACGCACUGAGCUGCACCGAGCUCCACUUCCAUGCAGACAUGCGUGAAAUUAUUCCAAGUGAAAUCCACUAUCAGUUACUUCCUGUUUUGAUGUCAGCUCACAGCAUGAGCACAAGUGGUGGGCAUCGGGCAGAGAACACAAUCGCGUCUCCAAAAGAUUAGUACUCAUUCACACCCAGAACUUGGACCAGUUUUCACAAAGCAGGACAGUUUGGUUCAGUUUGUAACGAAACACAGUUUUCCCAUCGUCGAAAUUGGAGGGAUUCCCAAAAUAGCGAAAUUGGAAAAUAGCGUCAACAUUAGAAACGAACAGAGAUGCUCAACUUUGGCUUGAUACCGAUAUACCGAUAUACCGAUAUACCGAUAUACCAACAUACCAACAUACCAACAUACCGACAUACCGACAUACCGAUAUACCGAUAUACCGAUAUACCGAUAUACCAACAUACCGACAUACCGACAUACCGAUAUACGAUAUACCGAUAUACCGAUAUACCGAUAUACCGAUAUACCGACAUACCGACAUACCGACAUACCGAUAUACCAACAUACCGAUAUACCGAUAUACCAAUAUACCGAUAUACCGAUAUACCGAUGAACGAUAUACCGAUAUACGAUAUACGAUAUACCGAUAUACGAUAUACCGGUAUACCGAUAUACCGAUAUACCGAUAUACCAAUAAACGAUAUACCGAUAUACCAACAUACCAACAUACCAACAUACCAACAUACCGAUAUACCAAUAUACCGAUAUACCGAUGAACGAUAUACCGAUAUACGAUAUACCGAUAUACCGAUAUACCGAUAUACCGGUAUACCGAUAUACCGAUAUACCAAUAUACCGAUAUACCGAUAUACCGAUAAACGAUAUACCAAUAUACCGAUAUACCGAUAUACCGAUAUACCGAUAUAACGAUAUACCGGUAUACCGAUAUACCGAUAUACCAAUAUACCGAUAUACCGAUAUACGAUAUACCGAUAUACCGAUAAACGAUAUACCGACAUACCGAUAUACCGAUAUACCAAUAUACCGAUAUACCGAUAUACCAAUAUCCCGAUAUACCGAUAUACCGAUAUACCAAUAUAGUCCAGCACGUCAUUACCGAUACCGAUACAUCGCAGCUUUUCCCUCAAACUAAUCUAAGGUCACAUGACUGGUAAUGAAAGAACACGUUAUAUUUCUUGUACUGUGAUUCCAGUUGAUGCAUUUCACAAAUAAACACUCUUUGUGCAAAAUAAGACCAAUACAGCAAUACCUCAUUUAUCACUGUUAAUUGGUUCCAGACCCAACUGUGAUAAGUGAAUUUCCGUGAAGUAGGAUUCCUCAUUUAUAAAUGAAAUAUUUUUGUAGUUAUUUUGUAGUUUAUGACCUUCUAAAUAUGUUUUUUUUAACAUUAUUGAAGCCCUCUAGGCAGGAAAUAACGCUCCUUUAGUCACCAUUGCACUUGUAUUACAUAAUAUAGUAAUAAAUACAUAAUAAAAUAAACAUAAGCUAUAAAGAACACAGGACUCAUAAGUUGGAAUUGAGGCCAAAAGUUAAAUUUGCAAUUUGUAAAAUAAGUUGUUGUUGUUUUACUCAUAACAGGCCGUCAUUUAUUUAUUUUGAAAAACUCGGAUGAUCACUCGCAGUGAUAUCAUCAACAGCGGAAAAACCAUCACCGAUAUGAACCAUUAUCUUAUUUUUCUCAUUCACGAUCCUUAUGUAAGACACAAAGACCCGUCUUUCUCUUUUCUGUGCUUUCUAAAGAUGGCAGGUAAUUAAUGCACGUAAUGGUAAGUUUAUAAAAGCUACAAUGCUAAUGUUAACAUGCUAACAAUGCUAACACACUAGCUGAUAGCAUGCUGGUAUAAUAGCACUUACUCUUAGUUUAUACAUAAGAAAAAUGCCGUAAAUGCUAACGUUACAAAACUAGCAAUGCUAAUAUAUUAACAGUUAGCAUGCUAACAAACACUGUCUAUGUAAGUUUAUAUUAUAUAGUUGAAAAAAAGCUAAGAUGCUUAGUCUUUAUGUUUAAGUUUAUGCCUAUAAAAAUGGCUAAAACGCAAAAGAAAAUCGAGAUUCCUAAUUUUUGCGGACUCUUUAUGUAAGUUUACACAUAAGAAUAAAGGCUUAAAUGCUAACGUUAGGAUACUAGCAAUGCUAAUAAAAGUUAGCAUGCUAACAAACAUGAAAACACUGUCUAUGUAAGUUUAUAUUAUAUAGUUGAAAAAAAAGCUAAGAUGCUUAGUCUUCAUGUUUAAGUUUAUGCCUAUAAAAAUGGCUAAAACGCAAAAGAAAAUCGAGAUUCCUAAUUUUUGCGGACUCUUUAUGUAAGUUUAUACAUAAGAAAAAAGGCUUAAAUGCUAACGUUAGGAUACUAGCAAUGCUAAUAACAGUUAGCAUGCUAACAAACAUGAAAACACUGUCUAUGUAUAUAAUUUAUAUUAUAUAGUUGAAAAAAAGCUAAGAUAUGUUUACGUUUUUGCCAAUAAAAAAAAAGCUUAAAUGCAAAAGAAAAUCGAGAUUCCCAAUUUUUGCGGAAAUCCAUUGGUAUCACGUUGCUAUAAUGUCACACUAUACACACAUACAUUACCGUUCCAAACUGAACUGAACUCGAGCGCUAUGUGAAAAUGUGUCUUUUAUAUAAACAUCCAUCAGAUCGGAUAGAUCAGCCCGGGAUAUCGACCUCCUUGCGUAUCACACAAACCCGCACAAACACAUGCAUCACGCAGACACAAUGCAAACACUCAGAUAAUGAAAACCUUCUGGGCUCUGACGGCAGGUCGCUGCGCGUGUUCACCAUGCAUGAUGACUGAAGCACUUUCUCUCCAACCGCACAUAAAGCCCUCUACCCCGCAGCAUGUGACCACGUACGUAUGGCCGACCCGUACCACCGAAAAACGCCACGCUUGCCUUAUUUGUUGUUAGGCAAGCUUGCUUGCUUGUUAGCAUUAUAAUGAUCAUAACGUAGAUCUGUAAAGACUUAUACACUGAAGACGAUUAUACUGCCUCUGAAUGUAUGUUAAUGCUGAAUAUAUGCUGUGUCAAAUAUGCCUGUUGACUGUUCUUUUCCAUACCGCAGUACAGUAUAUGUUCGAAUUCACCACCGAGCCCAAAGCACAUACAUUUAUUUCAAUUUGGAGUCAUUUUUUCCCUCUGGAAUAAAACCAAAACAUUUUUUCUGUAUUUUUUUUUUAACAUGCAACCCAUGUUUGAGUUGAGAGUCACUGAAAAAAAAAUGGUCCCCACACAUUGAGCAACAUAAUUGUACAAUAUUUGUGUACCAACACCAACAAUAUAUCUCUAAUAGUGAUUUUAAGUGCAAUCAUGCAGUGUGCCAACCACAGACAGUAGUUAAGUUUCUGCACGAUGCAAGGAAGCCACUCACUCGUCUAGUCUGUUUUGGCUUUGAGAAAGACCAGGGGGCAAGAACACUCGAAUAUACAAGGAUUACAUUAAAUGCAGACCACAUGGUACAGACUUCCUUCUGCUUCUGUUGCUAUCGAUAUUACACAGGCACACAAGCUAGAUUCUGCAUUAUCUUUCAAUUACAUUGCUUCUGUUACUGCAGUGUAACCGUUCCCAAGAUGGUUUAAAUAAGGUGGGAGGUGGCCAGGCCGAUGGGGAAAUAUCCAAGUGUGUGUGUGCGCGUGAGGAUUAGAAAGAGACUGACAGCAGGAUUUGACCACGUACUGUCAACAUACAUCAACAUGAGUGGAAGAAACCCAAUACACUACUGCAAUAAAACACGCUGACACUGUGCUGAUGUGUGCUGAUACCAAGGACAGACUUUUCAUGCCACAGAGUGAAAAAAAAAGCUUUCAGUAGAGUUUUAACAACGGCAGACAGUAUUUUGAUGAAUUAAGGUCU